AUGGCAGACAGCGUUCCAAAACAAUACCCAAAACAGCGAAAGAGCUUCCAGAUAGAAACUCGCUUUGGGGGAGCUAGGGAACUGAAGAGCCGCAAGGAUAGGCCGUGCGAUGCCUGUCGCAAGAGAAAGACUGCAUGUGUCAUUGUGACUAAACCACCAUGCCGCUUCUGCGAGAGCAAAUGCCAGACUUGCUCAUUUAUAUCAACACCGAAACCACGACGCCGAUCACCCGCUAAAGAGCAAGGGAAAGGAAGCGAAAAUGGCACUUCUCCUUCUGCCAGUGGAUCGACUCAUACCAGCAGUCCGAGGCCUAACAAAGCCGCGCUUUACCAUUCACCAUCCGACCAGCUGGGCAGAAGUGGGAUAGAGGCUUUGAGUCCCAUAUCGACGCUGAGUGUAUCAGACCAGAAACGCACAGCAACCGCAGCAGUGCCUGAAUACCCAGACCCCGUACCGGGUCAUCCACAAGUCAUACCCAUCUCCGGGCCACCAUUCACUCAUCCACAAGACUAUUCAUACUUCACCAACCCUACCGCACCUCCCCAUGCUGUACCUUUGACCACAGGUGGUAUAAACAAUGGGUGCGCCCUCGACGAAAUUACAGGCCAUACAGCUCAUUUCAUUGGCCUAUCAGGGGAACAAGACAUGGAUCUUCUCUCGUCUUUUCGCUCAGACAUUCUCAAUGAAACAAACUAUGUUGACGUCAACUUCUGCCGAGUCGAACCUGGGGAUCCGGCACAGGGUCUUCCACCGGUACACUUCUCAGUAGUCCGCGACUGGUUCCCAGAACGAGACCAUAAGGCGAAAAUGAUAGCUUCAAACGGAGUAGAAGGGAUAGUAGGUGAUCGGGCCGAUAGCCUGGUACGGCUAUACUUUGAACAUGUGCAUCCUGCAUUCCCAAUAUUGUCCAAGGGGAGGUUCCUGAGAGAAUAUAUGCAGGAUAAAUACAAGAUCCCGCCAUCUUUAAGGGGUGCAGUGUACGGGCUUGCAAGCCCAUUCAUGAACCAGGACAGCGCGCUCUCUGGAACCCAACCUAUCAACCAAGCAGAUCUCUUCGAACACGUCCACUCCUCGCUGAACAGGGAGCUAGAGUCUCCCAAGAUAGCAACGCUCCAAGCCUGUCUGCUCGUCUUGCACGAACAGCCCGCUGAGAAUGGAACGACUGAAAGUCCAAAGGUAUGGGCCUUCUCAGGCCAGGCAGUUUCAUGCGCACACGCACUGGGCUUACACCGCGAUCCGACCUUCUGGGAUAUACCAGACCAGGAGAAGAGGCUUCGCCGGAAGCUAUGGUGGGCAACUUACUAUACUGACAAGUGGACGUCGAUAUGUCACGGUAACCCACCGCACAUCCAUCAUGGCUCUUUCGAUACCAAGGAUAUUGAAAUCGAAGAUCUCGUGUCAGACGAGGAUGUGGCUGGCCAGACAUUCCCGGCGUUUGUGCGAGAGGGUGACUGGCCAUGUGCAUUAUCAUUAGCUGUACGGUUCAUUGAGCGGAUAAAAUUGACCAAACUAUUGGAUAAUGUGCUUGGAUGUUCAUUCACGCUCGCUGGAUAUAGCGAGUCCAUCAAGGGAUAUCUCGCGAAGGAAGAGCCGCUGCUCAGAUGCCAGGCUGCGUUGCAGGAUUGGAUGUCGUUUCUCCCACAGUGUCUGGGCCUUUCCUUCUCACAGCAACGACUUGGCCGUUGCAUCAAUGCAUCCCUCCAUCUAUCCUUCUAUGCGACUGAGACACUCCUUUUCAGAGCCCUGAUGGCUCCGGCAACCGUGCAUUCCAAAACAACGCCCUCUUCUAGCCUUAGACGACACUUCGACAGCGCUAUAACCUGCUUUCAAUCCUUUGUCCGGUUCGUCAGUACUAUUAGACAAGAUACCCUGCAGUCCUUCUGGGGUCGUCAUGCACGCAGCAACUUCAUUCUUUGCACUAAUUUUCUUGUGUACCUGUUUCUCUGUGCCUUCACGUCUGACCGGGUCAUAGCCGCUUACGAAAUGUUGGAAUCUUUCCACAAGUCGAUCAAGCAUCUCUUGUCAUUGACAGAUGAGAGGAAUGCCGGUCUCUUGAGGCCGGCUGUGCUUCGGAUCGACUCGUUCUUCGGACAGGCAGUGGAAAUUAUGAGCUCGCAAGCUGGUUCCGUUUCACCUGCAAUGGCAGUAGGAGUCUUGGAGGAGCAGCAAUGGGCGAGUGCCAAGACAGAACUAGACGAACAUAAAAGCAGAAAUAUGAACGAGCCUGUUAUUGCUACCUAG
Microsporum canis CBS 113480 is the source of this 2241-nucleotide messenger RNA. RefSeq names its product fungal specific transcription factor domain-containing protein. NCBI's taxonomy places the organism in Eukaryota, Fungi, Ascomycota, Eurotiomycetes, Onygenales, Arthrodermataceae. Gene Ontology annotation, biological process: DNA-templated transcription. Gene Ontology annotation, molecular function: DNA-binding transcription factor activity, RNA polymerase II-specific; zinc ion binding; DNA binding. The record is from RefSeq and is a predicted model, not a curated record. The transcript has 6 exons. Gene Ontology annotation, cellular component: nucleus. The coding region runs from base 1 to 2241 and encodes 746 amino acids.